This is a messenger RNA of Pipra filicauda (Wire-tailed manakin), 941 nucleotides long. Its product is annotated as zinc finger protein 436-like. The record is from RefSeq and is a predicted model, not a curated record. The transcript has 3 exons. Gene Ontology annotation, biological process: regulation of transcription by RNA polymerase II. NCBI's taxonomy places the organism in Eukaryota, Metazoa, Chordata, Aves, Passeriformes, Pipridae. Gene Ontology annotation, molecular function: DNA-binding transcription factor activity, RNA polymerase II-specific; RNA polymerase II cis-regulatory region sequence-specific DNA binding. The annotation marks the transcript as partial.
AGCUUCAGGCAGAGCUCCCACCUCCGCACCCACCUCCGUACCCACCAGCACAUCCACACUGAGGAACGGCCCUACACGUGUGGGGAAUGUGGGAUGAGCUUCAGGGAGAGCUCCACCCUCCUCACCCAUCAGCGCAUCCACACCGGGGAGCUGCCCUACACGUGUAGGGAAUGUGGGAAGAGGUUCAGGAACAACUCCAACCUGAUCCAACACCAGCGCAUCCACACUGGGGCACGGCCCUACUCGUGUGGGGAAUGUGGGAAGAGCUUCAGGCAGAUCUCCCACCUUCUCAAGCACCAGCACAUCCACACUGGGGAACGGCCCUACAAGUGCUUGGAGUGUGGGAAGAUGUUUCAGACCAGCUCAGAUCUCCUCCUGCACCACCGGACGCACACGGAUGAGAGGCCCUUCCGCUGCACCGAUUGUGGGAAGGGCUUUAGCCAGAACUCCCACCUCGUCAGGCACCGGCGCAUUCACACCGGGGAGAGGCCCUACAAGUGUGGGGAGUGUGGGAAGAGUUUCACCCAGAGCGGUAACUUGACCACACACCAACGGACCCACCGGCAACUGCUGCCGUGGAUAACAUGGAUUGCAGGAAGGCAGAAGAGAAGGACAUGAAAGGGCCACCUGUGAGCAAAAGGGAGAGAGAAAUAUUUGAUGAAGAAAUCCAGCAAAGGCAAAAGUGCAAGGCCAAGCCUCAGCCUGCUGAGAGCUGAGGAGUGGCACCGGCUGCCCCAGAAUUACAUAGGGAAAAUAAGAAACACAGAGGUUUUGGAAUGGGAUCGAGCCAUUUUCAAUGGGAUUGAUUCACUUUGAGGUGACAGACUGAUCCCUCUCGACUUUUGGGAUGCAGAGCUGGGAGAGACUGGAAUGUUAAUGGUCCACGGCUCCAACACUCUCCAGUUGCAGAAGCAGUGGGGGCUUUGCUGCCCAUGGGCAAA